Pleurotus ostreatus (oyster mushroom) is the source of this 750-nucleotide messenger RNA. RefSeq lists its product as uncharacterized. Bases 1 to 750 code for a protein of 249 amino acids. Lineage: Eukaryota; Fungi; Basidiomycota; Agaricomycetes; Agaricales; Pleurotaceae. The transcript has 2 exons. The record is from RefSeq and is a predicted model, not a curated record.
AUGCAUAUGCACACAGGCUCGCCGUCGCCGUCGACAUACAGCUACGAUGCAAGCAAGUCACCAUCACAUCCGGCGUAUUACACGCAGCACGCCUUGUCACCUGGUCCUUCAAUACACGAUCACCGAAUCCCCGCCGUCCAAUCCCCGUAUGGCGUUGCACAGCCCCAUUACUCACCGUCGGUACGGGCACCCCAAAUAGGAAAUAUCCCGCUCCCCUCAGACCAAAGCGGGAAACUAGCUCAUCGCGGACACGGCUCUGGGAGCCCGUCGUUCAGUUUAAACCCAGCAUUAGUCUACAACCCGUCCGGUGUAUUAUACUUCAACCUCAUGUACCCUACAGAAACCAUCCGUUUCAAGAAAGCCGCCCAAUUGCCGCAGCUCAGCGAGCCCGCGACACAUCCGUGUCAGUCUAGGCUUAUUCUGAGGAUAUACAAUCAAGCCCUUCAACUUGACUCGUCUUUCGCAGCGGAGAAUCCAAAUGGGUUAACCCUGUACGAUGUCCUCCAUCGAAUCUACACAUGGUUCCAUACUGGUGUUUCCCGCCAGGAGAUGCAGGCUCUCGGUUCCCAGCAACGGGCGUACUUAACGGACUCAUUCAGCCGGCGCACGGCCAAUAAUCCGAAUGAAUACCGUGCUGGUGUGAAGCGCCUUGACUGGCUCGGCCAAAGCACCUUUUUCUUCGGCCUAAGCCCCGCCCCAGACGGUUCUGGGGCAUGGAUCAUCAACGUGGGAGCGCAGCCUAUGGCAUAG